AUGUGGAUUAUCAACUGGUUCUACGAUGUCCUGGCCUCCCUAGGACUUCUUAAUAAACAUGCCAAGCUCUUGUUCCUCGGCCUAGACAACGCCGGCAAAACGACCCUACUAUACAUGCUAAAGAAUGACCGGGUAGCAGUUUUGCAGCCCACCGCCCACCCAACGUCAGAGGAACUCGCCAUUGGUAACAAUCGAUUCACCACUUUUGACCUCGGCGGCCAUCAACAAGCCCGCCGUCUAUGGAAGGAUUACUUCCCCGAAGUCAGCGGCAUCGUCUUCAUAGUCGAUGCUGUAGACGAAGAGCGAUUUCCCGAAGCCAAGGCCGAAUUAAGCGCACUACUGGCGAUGGAAGAGCUCUCCAAGAUUCCAUUUUUGGUACUGGGAAACAAGAUUGAUCAUCCGGAGGCUAAAAGUGAACAAGACCUUCGUAUCCAGUUGGAUCUCCCCGAAGGAGUUACGACGGGAAAGGGCAAGGUUCCUCUCGAGGGUAUUCGACCUAUUGAAGUUUUCAUGUGCAGUAUUAUCAUGAGACAGGGAUACGGCGAGGGAAUCAGAUGGCUCGCACAAUACGUUUAA
Talaromyces proteolyticus is the source of this 576-nucleotide messenger RNA. RefSeq names its product small monomeric GTPase. Gene Ontology annotation, biological process: endoplasmic reticulum to Golgi vesicle-mediated transport; membrane organization; intracellular protein transport. Gene Ontology annotation, cellular component: COPII vesicle coat; endoplasmic reticulum exit site. The transcript is spliced from 6 exons. NCBI's taxonomy places the organism in Eukaryota, Fungi, Ascomycota, Eurotiomycetes, Eurotiales, Trichocomaceae. Bases 1 to 576 code for a protein of 191 amino acids. The record is from RefSeq and is a predicted model, not a curated record. Gene Ontology annotation, molecular function: GTP binding; GTPase activity.